GCAAUAGGUAAUUCUCGACAAUUUCAUUUCUUAUUUAUUAUUUUUAUUUCUGUUCGCAUCAUAUUAACACCAACAAGAAGUUGAUUAAGUAAAUGUUGCAUGAACUACUUAACAAUUUUUUUGUGCAAUCGAAAACCCACAAUGCUCUCAAGACGGGGCAAAGACAAGGUUAAUAACAAUAAAGAGGGCGUUGUAGGUAAAUAUGUAAAGAAGGAAACUCCAUUACCAUCAUUAAUUAAUGUUUGGUCAUUUGAUGACCAACGUGCGCAUACUAAAAAAUCUUUACAAAGAUGCGCUAGCACUUCGCCUAGUUGUGAGUUUUCAAAUAGUCGUAAUACAUACACUUGCGGUGAUAACCAAUAUAAUGCGCAGCCCGAUUAUUAUCACUCACGACGAGCGCAGUCACAAUUGCCCCCAUCGAGUCAUCAUUACCCUGCAACCACCCAACGUCAACCACAUCGAGGGCCGCUAACAACCCAACAUGCUCAUUUCUACUCAACUAGAAAUUUGGACAUAAAUAGCAGCGGCAAAAGUAACAGCAGCAAUAGUAGCAACAACAGCAAUUAUGUUAAUAUUGAACAAAUUGAACGGAUGCGUCAGCAAUCUUCGCCGCUAUUACUGCCUCCAAGUGGUUUUGACCGAUUUCAACGCAGUUAUUCAACAAAUAACAAACAUACGCAAUCAAAUGAAGUCUGUCCAAUAUAUGAAAAUUCGUACCGUGUUUCAUCUACACCUGGAAUCAAUACUGCUUCUCUUGCCACUGAUAGUCGUUCUUCACUUUCAGUUGCUGGCAAUCGAUCAGAAUCUCCCAUUUACAGUAAUACAACAUCAUUGACUACUAUUAACAAUAGUGGAAGUAGUAAUAUGCAUUCAACUUAUGAACUUGCACAUAACAAUAAUCGGCUAAUGCCACCUCCGCACACCACACCACACAGUGGAAACUCGGUGCAAUCAUUAUAUCAUGCUUCAUCAACGCAAUUGCGACCACAGGUGCAUGUGACACCAGCUGGUAGUGAAGUAUUGCACAAAGUGCCUUCACAACAAUCACUUGAAGAGGAAUUGCCAUUACCACCUGGAUGGGCCACACAAUAUACCCUACACGGCCGAAAAUACUAUAUAGAUCACAUCAAUUACACUACUCAUUGGUCACAUCCACUUGAACGAGAAGGUUUACCAGUCGGUUGGAGACGUUUGGUUUCGAAAGUACAUGGUACUUAUUAUGAAAAUCAGUAUACUGGCCAAUGUCAACGACAGCAUCCUUGUCUUACCUCAUAUUACGUUUAUACGGCUCCGGUAGAACAAACGCAAGCUAUAAGACCAGAACCGGUUCCUUACUCACCACCUGCACAUACGCAUAACGCAUUAGUACCAGCAAAUCCAUAUUUAUUAGAAGAAAUACCAAAGUGGUUGGUUGUUUACUCUGAAGCAGACUCUUCAAAGGAUCACAUGUUACAAUUUAACAUGUUUAGUUUGCAAGAAUUGGAAUGUUUCGAUGGUAUGUUGGUUCGACUUUUUAAACAGGAGUUGGGCACAAUUGUGGGAUUCUAUGAACGUUACCGACGUGCACUUAUACUUGAAAGAAACCGUCGUGCUGAACAAGAACUUUAUUUACAAGAAUUACAUACUAAUAAUAAUCAUCAAUAAUAUGAAGAUGCAUUAAUAGAAAUCAUCUUAAAUGCAAUAUAUACUCGCCUCAUAUAUAUUUU
Messenger RNA from Teleopsis dalmanni, 1706 nucleotides. RefSeq names its product scaffold protein salvador-like. Gene Ontology annotation, biological process: regulation of cell population proliferation; apoptotic process; hippo signaling. NCBI's taxonomy places the organism in Eukaryota, Metazoa, Arthropoda, Insecta, Diptera, Diopsidae. Bases 100 to 1644 code for a protein of 514 amino acids. Gene Ontology annotation, molecular function: protein binding; molecular adaptor activity. The record is from RefSeq and is a predicted model, not a curated record. The transcript is spliced from 3 exons.